Eutrema salsugineum is the source of this 2409-nucleotide messenger RNA. RefSeq lists its product as uncharacterized. Gene Ontology annotation, molecular function: nucleic acid binding; RNA-DNA hybrid ribonuclease activity. The coding region runs from base 1 to 2409 and encodes 802 amino acids. NCBI's taxonomy places the organism in Eukaryota, Viridiplantae, Streptophyta, Magnoliopsida, Brassicales, Brassicaceae. The record is from RefSeq and is a predicted model, not a curated record. The transcript has a single exon.
AUGGCCAUAAAGACAGACAUGAGCAAAGCUUAUGAUCGGGUUGAAUGGAGUUUCAUCGAAACCCUCCUGAUUAAGUUAGGCUUCUCAGCGAGAUGGGUUGAGUUACUUAUGUAUUGCAUCUCCUCGGUUUCAUACCAGGUUCUUAUUAAUGGAGAACCUAAAGGACACAUUAAACCAUCAAGGGGAUUAAGACAAGGAGAUCUUCUCUCCCUGUUCCUCUUUAUAUUGUGCACAGAAGGCCUGAUUUCUCUCCUAAAAGGUGCUGAGGAAGAAGAACGGAUUUCUGGGCUGAAGGUGGCCCAAGCAAGCCCUCCAUUGUCCCACCUACUAUUUGCUGAUGAUAGCCUGUUUUUCUGUAAAGCGAACAUACAACAAGGAUCAGAGAUUCUCAGAAUAUUAAACACUUAUGGAGCGGCAUCAGGACAACAACUAAACCUCGGAAAAUCAUCCAUCAUGUUCGGAAAUAAAGUGGAUCCGAACCAAAAACGAGCUAUUAAAAAUACCAUUGGCAUCUCGACAGAAGGUGGCAUGGGCAUGUAUCUAGGCCUCCCAGAGCAAAUCUGCGGAUCAAAGAAGAAAGUCUUCUCUUUUGUUCAUGAUCGCCUAAGUUCCCGGGUCAAUAAUUGGUCUGCAAGACUUCUUUCCAAAGGCGGAAAAGAGAUUCAGAUCAAAUCAGUGGCUCAAGCCGUUCCGACAUACGUCAUGUCUUGCUUUCUUCUUCCACAAGGGAUAACAGACAAACUCCGUAGCGCCAUUGUCAAUUUUUGGUGGAGCUCGAAACAAAAUAACAGUGGAAUACAUUGGAUUGCAUGGGAUAAGAUUUGCAUUCCCCACGAUAUGGGAGGCCUUGGAUUUAGGGAUCUUAACGAUUUUAACCUAGCCCUACUAGCCAAGCAGCUAUGGAGACUCAUUCAGUAUCCAAACUCUCUUCUGGCUCGAGUGCUAAGAGGAAGAUACUUUCGACAAUCUGAUCCAUUAGAGGACCGAAAAGUCUACUCACCAUCUUAUGGAUGGAGGAGUAUGUUGGCUGCCAAACCGUACCUCAAAUUGGGACUCAGGAAAACAAUCGGGUCGGGACUCAACACUAGAGUCUGGAGUGAGCCUUGGAUCCCCGAUGCUAGAGCACGAGCUCCAAGAGCAGCCCCCCAAAUCGGCUUUCAAGAUCCAAGAAUGCUGGUAUAUCAUCUUAUCAAUCAAGAUACGAAACAAUGGGAUGAGCCUCUCCUAAGAGUCUGCUUCCAACCUGAGGAUGUCUCGCUUAUCCUUGGGUUAAGACCUACUAGAAACUGUACCCUAGAUGGAUAUGCAUGGAACCACACUAAAUCAGGGAUAUAUUCGGUUAAAUUGGGUUAUGAUUUGAUUAGAAGAGCGAAGCUUGCUCAAAAUACAGAUAUAGUGGGAGAACCAAGUAUUACAGCCCUUCAAAGUUAUGUUUGGAAAGUACGAACACCUGGAAAAAUGAAACAUCUCAUGUGGCAAGCUUUAUCAGGAUGCAUUGCUACUUGCCAAAACCUGACCCGAAGGCAUUUGGGAACGGAUAGGCGGUGCCCCCGCUGCGGGAACCCUGAAGAAUCUAUCAACCAUCUUCUAUUUUUAUGUCCCCCGGCUUUACAAGUCUGGGCGUUAUCGGACUUUCUGUCCCUUCCGGGCCUCUUCCCGAGUACCUCUAUUUACCAAAAUAUGAGCUUCGUCUUUUGGAAAACAAAAGAGCUAGGCAUGACAGAUCCACAAAAGGAUAUUUAUCCUUGGAUCCUAUGGUAUAUUUGGAAAGCCAGGAACGACAAGAUCUUUAACGGGAAAGAAAUUUCCCCACUAGAUACCUUAAUCCACGCAAAUAUUGAAGCAGAAAGCUGGAGGAUUGCAAACAAACCAGAAGUAGACGAGGAUGCAAUAGACGAGAUUACUCCCAUUCCUCUAACUCCGUCAUCUCUACCUGAUGCCCAGAGGUUCCCGAUCUGCCAGGUCGAUGCAUCUUGGAUAGAAAACGGCCUGGUGAGUGGGCUCGGGUGGAGUCUGAGGAAGAAUAGGAGUGAAGAGAUCUUUGGCCUUCAGGGCUGUCGGAGAAGCCUUUCGGCCCUUCACGCCGAAUUAGAGAGCCUCCUAUGGGCAAUGUCUUGCGCGAGAGAUAGACAGAUCAUAUCCGUCCACUUUCAGACCGACUGCUUGGAUUUGGUAAGCAUGGUAGAAUCUCCAUUAGACUGGCCGUCCUUCUUUUCAGAGUUGGAAAUCUUCCGGACAUUACGAGAAAGCUUUUUGGACUUCACUUUCUCCCAUAUCCCCAGGAGUUCAAAUGCCCGUGCGGAUAGUCUAACGAAAGGAGCUCGAGCAAAAGGCUUUAUCUUUUCCCAAAUCAUUCAUAACGAGUCAGUUGUGGGGGGUUUUCGGACCAUUCCCUUAACGGACCAAUAA